AUGUUUGGUCGGCAUUCCCAAUCGGUGAUUGGUAGCGGCUCUGUUCCCGCUGAUGAAGCUCCUGUCUCUGCCUCCGCAACGUCCGGUAACAUUCCUUACGAAGAUAUAGACGAAAUCCCUCACCCCCACUCCCUCUAUGUUAACGGUUCUGCCUCCGAUUUGAUUCCCGAUGGCUCUCAAUUGGUGCCUCACCGAUCCGAAUUACUUGUUUCCCGUCCCCCGAAUCAGCUUACGAUCUCGUUCCGGGGACAGGUUUACGUUUUUGAUGCCGUUGCUCCUGACAAGGUUGAUGCUGUCUUGUCGCUAUUGAGUGGUUCUACCGAGCUCUCUGCUGGUCCGCAGGUGAUGGAACUAGCUCACCAGAAUCAUAUGCCUGUUGUAGAAUACCAGAACCGCUGUAGCCUUCCACAACGGGCACAAUCCUUGGAUAGGUUUCGGAAGAAGAGGAAUGCUAGAUGUUUCGAGAAGAAAGUAAGAUAUGGUGUUCGCCAGGAAGUGGCGUUAAGAAUGGCACGUAACAAAGGUCAAUUUACCUCUUCAAAGAUGACAGAUGGGGCUUAUAACUCGUGCACUGAUCAAGAUUCUGCACAAGAUGAUGGUCAUCCAGAAAUAUCGUGUACCCAUUGUGGCAUUAGUUCCAAAUGUACACCAAUGAUGCGUCGUGGCCCUUCGGGACCCAGGUCUCUCUGCAAUGCCUGUGGACUUUUUUGGUCUAACAGGGGUACAUUGAGGGAUCUUUUCAAGAAAACAGAAGAGAAUCAGUUGGCUGUAAUAAAACCUGGCGAGGGAGGGAGUGAUGCCGAUGCUGGACCUGCAACUGUUGAAGAACACACUGUCUUGGAUUCUCUUGCUAAUGGGGGAAAAAUCUAA
Arabis nemorensis is the source of this 870-nucleotide messenger RNA. The record is from the annotation of a GenBank genome assembly. Lineage: Eukaryota; Viridiplantae; Streptophyta; Magnoliopsida; Brassicales; Brassicaceae.